AUGAAAUCUAACUAUAAUACGUGCAGAGAUGAUUUCAAAGAUUACGCGGAUCUAUGUUUCGAAAAAUUUGGUGAUAGGGUAAAGCACUGGAUAACAAUCAACCAGCUUUACACAGUACCUACGCGAGGAUAUGCAUUGGGAACAGAUGCACCUGGUCGAUGUUCUCCUACGCAUGAUAUAAGAUGUUACGGCGGAAACUCGUCAACCGAACCCUAUAUCGUUGCACAUCACCAGCUUCUUGCUCAUGCCACGGCCGUGGAUCUUUACAGGACAAAAUAUAAGGACCAAGGAGGGAUGAUUGGACCUGUGAUGAUAACUAGAGGGUUUCUUCCGUUUGAUGACACUCCAGAGAGCAAAGAGGCAACUUAUCGGUCUAAAGAAUUUUUCCAUGGAUGGUUCAUGGAGCCGCUAACAAAGGGUAAAUACCCAGACAUCAUGAGGAAACUUGUGGGUGAACGGCUUCCAGAGUUCACCGAAACAGAAGCCAAACUUGUAAAGGGUUCAUAUGAUUUUCUUGGUCUCAACUAUUACUNUGUCAAGUUCACAGAUUUUUAA
Molecule: messenger RNA, 555 nt
Organism: Camelina sativa (false flax)
Lineage: Eukaryota; Viridiplantae; Streptophyta; Magnoliopsida; Brassicales; Brassicaceae
Source: RefSeq, a predicted model, not a curated record